Messenger RNA from Pteropus alecto (black flying fox), 2147 nucleotides. It is a transcript of the gene NOP9, whose product is annotated as NOP9 nucleolar protein. The transcript is spliced from 10 exons. Gene Ontology annotation, cellular component: preribosome, small subunit precursor; 90S preribosome; nucleolus. Gene Ontology annotation, molecular function: RNA binding. Gene Ontology annotation, biological process: endonucleolytic cleavage to generate mature 5'-end of SSU-rRNA from (SSU-rRNA, 5.8S rRNA, LSU-rRNA); ribosomal small subunit export from nucleus; endonucleolytic cleavage in 5'-ETS of tricistronic rRNA transcript (SSU-rRNA, 5.8S rRNA, LSU-rRNA). The record is from RefSeq and is a predicted model, not a curated record. The coding region runs from base 108 to 2021 and encodes 637 amino acids. Lineage: Eukaryota; Metazoa; Chordata; Mammalia; Chiroptera; Pteropodidae.
AGCGCGCCGGCGCUUCUGACUCCGUAGGAAGCCGGCCCACACCUGGCUGAGUGCUGUCCCGCUCCGGAGAAAGGAGCUUUCGCCGUCGGAGAGGGCGUGAAGUACCCAUGGGGCUGGGGCCGCGCUCCCCCCAUAAGGACCGGCGCCGGUUCCCGGCUGGCGGCAAACGGGGGCGUGGGGCCAGGGGGUCAGGGCGCCCCGCAUCAGGCCGCCAGCGACAACCCUGCCCUCCUCCGGACGGGCGCUCGGAGCCGGCUCUAGAUGCGCCCCUUCACCUAAGUUCCGAAGCGCUGGGGUAUUUCCGCCGGGCGCUGUCUGCGCUGAAAGAGGCCCCGGAGACUGGAGAAGAACGAGAGCUGAUGGUGCACAAUGUUUUGAAAGAAGCGGAGGCUCAGGCCAUAGCCUUGGCCACACAUAGGACUGGCAGUGAGAUGCUGCAGGAACUGUUGGGGUUCAGUCCCCUGAAACCUCUGUGUCGGGUAUGGGCAGCUCUGCGUUCCAACUUGCGCUUUGUGGCCUGUCAUCGAAGCGGGGUCCAUGUAUUGCAAAGUGCUUUGUUACAGCUGCCUCGAUUGCUAGGGAGCCGUGCAGAAAAUGAGGAGGUGGAGGAGGAGGAGGAUGGGAAGAAAGGUUCCUUGGAGACCCUGGAGGAGCUGGUCCAAGGACUAGCCUCUGAGGUGUGUGAUGAUUUUCUUUUCUACUGUGGAGACACACAUAGCAGCUUCGUGGUCAGAACUCUGCUGCAGGUGUUAGGAGGGACUCUUCUGGAGUCUGAGAGAGCCAGACACCGUGGCUCCCAGUCACCUGAAACACAAAGGGCCCCACCUCGAGAAUGUAAACCAACUGAUUUUGAGGUUCCUGAAUCCUUCUUGAAUUGCCUUCAGGACCUGAGCUCCUGCUUUCUGAAGGAUAUUGCUGUGUUUAUCACUGACAAGAUCUCCAGCUUCUGCCUUCAAGUGGCCUUACAGAUCUUACACCGCAAACUUCCCCAGUUUUGUGCCCACCUCUGUAAUGCUGUGAUUUGCUACCUGAGUAACCGCAAUUCCUCAGCAGAUGGCAGCCCCCUACUGCUAUUUCUGCGGGAUCAGACGAGCUCCAGACUCCUGGAGCAGGUGCUGCUGGUGUUGGAGCCUCCGAAGCUCUGGAGCCUCUUUGAGGAUCACUUCCAAGGGCAGCUGCAGAUCCUCGCUGCACAUCCUAUUGCCAACUUCCCUUUGCAGCGUUUACUGGAUGCUAUCACUACACCUGAGCUACUGUCCUCCGUGUUUGAGGAGCUGAGCCCUGCCUUGGAAGCUGUGCUGGCCCAGGGUCACCCAGGGGUAGUUGUUGCCCUGGUGGGGGCCUGCCGCAGAGUUGGAACCCACCAAGUCCAGGUCCUGCAGCUGUUGUUAGAGGCAUUCCACUGUGCAGAGCCCUCUUCCCGGCAAGUGGCCUGCGUGCCUCUCUUUGCCACUUUGAUGGCUUACGAGGUGUACUAUGGACUAGUAGAGGAGGAGGGGACAGUGCCUGCAGAGCACCAGGUUGAAAUGGCCACAGCCAGGGCCCUAGGGGAAGUGUCAGUCCUUGGGUCUCUACUGCUCCAGCAUCUAUUACAUUUCUCUGCUCCUGGCCUUAUACUUCGAAGUCUGGGUGCCUUGACAGGACCACAACUUCUGACUCUGGCCCAAAGCCCUUCUGGUUCCCAUGUGCUUGAUGCCAUCCUGACCAGUCCCUCCGUGACGCACAAGCAGCGCCGCCGUGUGCUGAAGACCCUAAAGGGACAAUAUGUGGCUCUGGCUUGCAGUCGCCAUGGCAGCCGUGUGCUAGAUGUCAUCUGGGGUGGAGCAGCCUUGGGGGCCCGGAAGGAAAUUGCUGCUGAGCUGGGGGAGCGGAACCAGGAGCUGAUAAAAGAUCCUUUUGGCCACCACGUGGCUCGAAAUGUGGCCCUGACUACCUUCUUGAAGCGACGAGAAGCUUGGGAACAGCAGCAGGGGGCGGUGGCCAAGCGGAGGCGGAUUUUGAACUCAAUACUUGAGGACUGAGGCCUUGGGAUCCGGGACUGGGUGUUGAUGGGGGAGGGGGAAAGGGAGUAUCUAUUUUAUCCCCUUCCUGGUUUAAAUUGGAGUCAAAAGUCUUAUUAGUAAACAUUUUUAUAUUUUUAUUGAAAA